This is a messenger RNA of Puntigrus tetrazona (Sumatra barb), 2804 nucleotides long. RefSeq names its product peptidyl arginine deiminase, type II (gene padi2). Gene Ontology annotation, molecular function: calcium ion binding; protein-arginine deiminase activity. The coding region runs from base 143 to 2155 and encodes 670 amino acids. NCBI's taxonomy places the organism in Eukaryota, Metazoa, Chordata, Actinopteri, Cypriniformes, Cyprinidae. The transcript has 16 exons. The record is from RefSeq and is a predicted model, not a curated record. Gene Ontology annotation, cellular component: cytoplasm.
AAAGUCUUCCCGUGUCUCUGGAUAUCCACCUGCGUGCAGUCAGCCAAUGGGCUUUCUGGCACGGUGACAUCUCAAGCACAUAAAGGGUUAAAAGGGAACUCGUUGAAGUCACUUUAAAAAGAAAGACGCAUCUUCGCAAACCAUGGUGUCUCAACGAUCACUUGCAAUUGACACGGAGAAAACGACAAGAACGACAUAUGUGCUUGGAACUGAGCUGACGGUCAAUUUAAACAGGUGUGCCCCGCCGUUUUCCAAAUCGUUCUCGAUAAAAUGCGGGCCAAACGUCAAUCACAAGGUGACUCCUCCAGCGAAGGACAGGAGCGGCCUGUACCCCCUCACCCCAAACUCUGUCCUCCUCGUCACCAUGGACGCCGUCAGCGAGACUGCAAACGACAGCAAGCUAUCUGUGAGGUACUACGGAGAGAAAAGCGAGUCGUUGGGGGACGCCGUGUUGCAUCUAACAGCUGUUGAGAUAUCUCUGGACGUAGAUGCUGACCGAGAUGGCGUUGUUGAGAAAAACAAUCCAAACAAGGGAUCGUGGAAGUGGGGUCCUAAUGGCCACGGUGCAGUUCUGCUGGUCAACUGUGACUCGGAGACCACAUACAAAAAGUCGGUGGACAGUGAGAAUGAUACGAUCGAUAAAGUGUCAGAUUUACAGGACAUGUCCAAGAUGAUCCUGCGUACCAACGGUCCCGCUGAACUUCCUGAAGGCUAUAAACUGACCAUGCACAUCUCAAAGACCACUUCAGGGAGCGUGAGAGUCUUUAGACCUCGAACCAAUGCCAAAAAAGACACGAUGAAGCACAAACUCUUGAACUUGUUCCUGAAAGACUAUAUAAUGGUGGUGGGACCGGACGCGCUGGCACAGGAAGUGCCGUAUCUGGGAGGCAAAACCGAACUGCAGUUCUUUGUAGAGGGUCUUCGCUUCCCUGAUAAAGACUUUAAUGGGCUCAUCUCCAUCAACCUCAGUCUACUGGAGCCCUGUGGCAAGGGUUUCCCAGAAACGCCCAUCUUCACAGAUACAGUGGUAUUUCAUGUUUCUCCCUGGAUCAUGACCCCAAACACCCUCAAACCCCUGGAGGUGUAUGUGUGCAGCACAAACAAUAACUACUCCUUUCUGAAGAGCAUAAAGAACUUGGUGGAGAAGUCUGGCUACAAACUGAAUAUCUGUUUUGAGUACAUGAACCGGGGGGACCGCUGGAUGCAGGAUGAGAUAGAGUUUGGCUACAUUGACGCUCCCCAUCAUCAUUUCCCUGUUGUACUGGACUCUCCUCGUGAUGGAGCUCUUCAGGAUUUCCCCAUCGAGUCCAUUCUGGGGCCGGAUUUUGGGUACGUGACACGGGACGCUUCGAAUGGGGAGGUGAGCAGUCUGGACUCCUUCGGUAACCUGGAGGUUAGUCCACCGGUCACAGUGAACGGGAAGAGUUACCCACUUGGCAGGAUCAUCAUUGGAGUGGCGUUCCCUACUGCUACACAUGGCCGAAACAUGACCCAAGUCGUACAGGAGUUCCUGUGGGCACAGAAGGUUCAAGAGCCAAUAGCGUUGUACUCUGAUUGGCUAUAUGUGGGUCAUGUGGACGAGUUCAUGACCUUUGUUCCAGCCCCUGACCGAAAGAAAUUCCGAUUGCUGCUGGCUAGCCCUGACGCUGGAUACAAAGUUUUCAAAGGCUUACAAAAGAAAGGACACGGAGAAGCAGAAAUGUUUUCAGGUUUGCCGGAGGCCAUCUCUGUGAAUAAACUCCUGAGCAACAAAAAGCUACAGGAUGAAAACAGAUACGUGCAGAACUGUAUUGACUGGAACAGGGUUGUGCUGAAGAAAGAGCUGGGGUUGGAUGAUGAGGACAUCAUUGAUUUGCCCAUCCUGUUUAAGGUUUUAGAGGAGAAAAACUGCUCCAGGGCUGUAGCUUACUAUCCUGACAUGGUAAACAUGAUUGUGUUGGGGGAUCAGCUGGGUGUCCCGAAACCCUUUGGGCCGACGGUGAAUGGCAGGUGCGCUCUUGAGACAGAGGUGUGUUCUCUUCUGGAGCCUCUGGGCCUCAAAUGUACCUUCAUUGAUGACUUUGCCCCGUACCACAAACUGCUGGGCGAAGUUCACUGCGGUUCCAAUGUUCUUCGAGAGCCUUCUUCUUUCAAAUGGUGGAACCUAGAGCUGUGAGAGAGAGACUAGACCAGUCAAGUGCCUAUUACUUCAAAAUUUGUUUAUUCUAGCAAUAAACAAUGCACAGUGCAAAAAACCUAUUUGAUAAUUCAUCUACAAAAACGCACUCACCCUGAUGUUGCCCGAAAAGCACUUUUCCAUACAAUCACAAAGUGCUGUCAAGCUCCAGAACAGAAUGAGAAAUUACCCUAAAAAUUAAUUGUCAUUAUUCAUGUAACACAUUUCCAUAAGAAACACACAGAAAUGUAACUCUUGUUGCAUCCACACAUUAAGAUUUUGAGAGCUUAUGAAACAACAUGAGCAAAUACAAUUUUUAGUAGUCAAUUUUAGUGUUUUUUACUAAUAUAGAUUUUCCUUUAGGGUGCGGUGGUGCUUUUUCAGGGUUUCUAGGAGAAUUAAGGGCUAAUAAUUAUAAUGUUUUUAAAUGGUUCAGAAUAAUGUUAAACGGCUUUAGAGAAAUGGUGUCUUUUCUAAUAGCAGCAACAACAAAAAAAGUGUUUACUGGGUUUUCCUAACUAUGAAUGUUCAUUCUGUGUUGCCUUACUAAUAGUGACUGAGAAUUGAAUUUUAUAAUUGGUGAUUGUUUUGGGUGUGCAUUUUUCCAUAAUGAUGUACGAUGCAGAAAUAAAAAAAAACAUUCCAUGAA